Molecule: messenger RNA, 753 nt
Organism: Seminavis robusta
Lineage: Eukaryota; Bacillariophyta; Bacillariophyceae; Naviculales; Naviculaceae
Source: the annotation of a GenBank genome assembly
AUGACAGCACUGGUGGCACUGUUUCUCCUGGUGCAGCCAUGCUCUGCCUUUACUACCGUGUCAUUGGCACGUACUGGUACAAGUGCACGUGUCGGUAUACAUACACGGCUGCCCUCCAUCGUGGACCCUGAUCUGUUUGAAGACGAAGAAGAGGAAAUGCUGCCGAUUGCCCGCAACUUUGUGUCGGCCAAGUACCGUCGGAGUGCAAGAGAGCACGGACGCGAAAAGUGCAACAAGGACGACAUUGCCGAGUUGCUGCGCAGUUUAUUGCCCCCUGUCACGUCUCAAGAGUUGGGAGACGAAGUUGAAAAAACGCUUGAAAUCAUCUUGCAAAACAAAGAAAACACGGAGGAAUCCAUCAACGAAGAAAACUUUGUAGAGGCCAUUGUGGCAAACAGUUACUGGAGAGAAGCACGAGGACUUGUCGUCAAAGAACUCAUGUAUUUUGACAGUCUCUACUCCUUUUAUGGAACUGGAGAAGCACUGCUCAAUGAUGAUGACUACGAAGAGUUGAAAGAAAAUCUUACUUGGGAAGGAUCUUCCGUCGCAACCAUGAACAAAAAGGAAGCCUUGUUUGUCAAUGCUGUGGCGGCCGCAAAGAGGGGGAUUCCAAUCAUGGACGACCAAGAAUAUUCAAGCCUCAAAAAUGAUCUCAGAAAGGAACGAUCUUGGGUUGUAUCCAGAGGUCAGGAUGCUUUGGAAAAACUGGGGUUGGAUACUUUUCUGGGUUACUUGCACCGGGCAUUGGCCUAG